Molecule: messenger RNA, 1060 nt
Organism: Hevea brasiliensis (rubber tree)
Lineage: Eukaryota; Viridiplantae; Streptophyta; Magnoliopsida; Malpighiales; Euphorbiaceae
Product: protein AUXIN-REGULATED GENE INVOLVED IN ORGAN SIZE
Exons: 1
Coding region: 550-954 (134 amino acids)
Biological process (GO): positive regulation of organ growth
Source: RefSeq, a predicted model, not a curated record
UUGGCCAAUUGGGGACGAAGUUAAUUUCUGUUUUCUGAAAUUGAAGGCAGCUGGAUUUUCUUGAAACAGGAGGAUAGAGAUAACAAUAUAAAGAAUGGUAGCAGGAGUUUUACAUUGUUGUUGUUAGUGGAAUUUCGAAUUUCUUCUAUGUUUCUUGUAAAUUUGUCUUUGAAUCUGCUUUACACUUCUUGCAAUUGAUGAACCAAGUGUACACAUUGUGAUCUGACAAGAAGCAUUAGCAUUCUUGACUCCUGGAAAAGAAAACAGAAUUUCACACAUCUUUCUUCGAGAGUAUAGAGCUGCUGGUUAGCUGCAUACCACAUUUCACAAUCUGGGUUGAACUUCAAUAGUUGAUUCAAAUUGAAUGGUAAGAAUCUUGGCUGAGCUUUGAUUUCCAUUACUGAGAGAAAAUUUCUAGGCUAGGACAGAGCUGGUUGUCCAUUGAUCAAUUUGGAGAAAUCAGAGGCAGAGAUCUGUGGAAUUUUGAACUUGUGAAGAAAUUGAUCUCAUCUGGGAUUCUGGGGAUUUGGUGACUAAAACAAGUAUUAAAUGAGUUGUGGACAUCCUAAGUCAGAUACAAAAUUUUCAAGAAGUAUAAUCAACCUGCAAGAUCAUUAUCCUAGCAACAUUAUGGAUGGGAGAGCAAGAAAGAUGAAUGUCACAACCCCAACUCCUCCCCCUCCCCUAAGAGUAGAGAAAAAGAAAAUGGAGUAUCAAAGAUCUAUGUCACAAGGCAGUGGGAGAAGGUUGUUUCCUGCAAGCUAUUUCAGCUUGGAAUCACUGCUGCUGUUAAUAUGUCUCACAGCAUCUCUGUUGAUCCUUCCUCUGAUACUUCCACCAUUACCUCCACCACCUUUCUUAUUGCUUCUGCUUCCUAUAGGCAUCUUAGCAGUGCUAAUGAUCUUGGCAUUCAUGCCUACCAAUGCAAGGGAUAUUACCUAUACAUACGUGUAAAUGGUGUUUCAAAAGAAAUGCACCUCUUUUUCUCCCUUAGAAAUUUUGUAUUUUCUCCCCCUAAAUGUUGAAAAGAAAACAAGAUAACAUUUCUUUUAUUUCUUAA